Messenger RNA from Penaeus monodon (black tiger shrimp), 486 nucleotides. RefSeq lists its product as uncharacterized. The record is from RefSeq and is a predicted model, not a curated record. Lineage: Eukaryota; Metazoa; Arthropoda; Malacostraca; Decapoda; Penaeidae. Bases 45 to 347 code for a protein of 100 amino acids. The transcript has 5 exons.
CGGUUGCCACUGUAGCAUCAAGCAAGACUCUGCCAAUUGUCGCCAUGAAGGGACUCAUUAUUGGUUGCGUGAUCGCCUUCCUCCUCGUCGCCAUUGCUGAGACGCACAGAGGACAUGGCCGCCCUCUUCUCUGUUUCAAAAAACUGUGCGACGGUGCUACCAACUCCACAGCCUGUAAACCCUGUCUCAAGGAAGCCCACCACUCAGGCAGUGUCGAUAAAGAGGUUUUGCAACCUUGCUUUGAUGACGCACCAGCAGGCUGCUUUAACAUCAACACUGAAGACUUAAACACGCUGAAGUCAUGUGUCACCAACGCCAGUGAAGUCGUUGGAGCCUGCAUUGCCUAGUAGCUUGGCCUCCGAAAAUUCGGCGGACAGUAUAUAGGACAAAGCAGUGGUGACCUCCUCCAUACCCACCUCAGUAUAUCUUUAAGCUACAGUUUCUUUGUCUUUGUAGUGAUUAAUAAACAGCAUAAUUAAUGAAAAA